Schistocerca americana (American grasshopper) is the source of this 549-nucleotide messenger RNA. Its product is annotated as twist-related protein 1-like. The record is from RefSeq and is a predicted model, not a curated record. Lineage: Eukaryota; Metazoa; Arthropoda; Insecta; Orthoptera; Acrididae. Bases 1 to 549 code for a protein of 182 amino acids. The transcript has 2 exons.
AUGCGCAGUUGGCCGUCGGUCGCGGAGGUGCGGUGCGCCGGCUGUGCUGCUGCUCACUGUUCCGCGACUGCCACCACUCUGGCGCUCGGCGUCGCGCCGCUGUGGUCCGGGGGCGCCGAAGGGCGCCGAACGCGCCCGAGCCGGGGGUGGCGGACGCAGCCGAGCGCCGCUGGGUGGCAGGGGGUGCCGCCGGGUAGGGGAGAGGGGGUGGCGGCGGCGGCGGCGGGCGCCGGACGGGUGGCGGAGGGGAGGGAAGGGGAGGCGCGUCGCGCGCGCGGGGGCGGCGGGGGCGGCGGCGGUGGUGGCGGGGCCGGGGGCGGCGGCGCUCCGGCGCUGCGCUGCCCGGCCGGCAGAAAGCCGGCGACCACGCACGAGAGCGGACCGCCGCGGCGCUGCGCGGCGCAGUCACUGCGAAGCCGGCUGUCCGCUGUGCUGGUAGCGACGCGGCCAGGGGCAGCUCACUGCUGCGGCUCUGGCUCGCGGUUCGCGGACGCGCACGUCGUCCACCGGCCAGACACCGGGCCGACCCCGCGCUGUCCGCCGCCAUAA